This is a messenger RNA of Rhagoletis zephyria (snowberry fruit fly), 709 nucleotides long. RefSeq lists its product as uncharacterized. The record is from RefSeq and is a predicted model, not a curated record. Lineage: Eukaryota; Metazoa; Arthropoda; Insecta; Diptera; Tephritidae.
AUGGCCGGUAUAUUCUUUGAUUUACUUUGCAUUGGUCAAAUUCGCCUGAAAAAAUACCAAAUUUUGCAGAAAACUCGUCUCGGCUGGGUGGUAUCUGGAGGUCGAGGUAUAUCGUCGAAGCUAUUCCCACUUACAACUACAGCAACAAAUUCACUAGAUUCGGAAACCGAUCAUCGAUGCACUAAUGACAUAGUGCGGUCAUUUUGGGAAAUAGACAACAGCUUUGAACCUAUUCGGAGAGCAACGAAGGAGAAAAUCGAUUGCGAAGCUUACUUCAAUGCAAACUAUAGUCGCAUGGCGACAGGCGAAUAUUCGGUUCGGCUGCCCGUAAAGCCCAGCGUACACCUACUUGGGGAUUCAUACCAGCAGCUGUUGCGGCGGUUCCUGACUCUUGAAAGACGUCUUCAACUUAAUGAUGAUUUGAAAUCACUAUACGUAUCAUUUAUGAAAGAGGAUUGCGAGCUUCAACAAAUGUCUCCUAUAUCGAAGCCGCCGCCAUCGGUCCCCACAUAUUUCAUGCCUAACCAUUGCGUGCUCAAGAACGAAAGCACAACAACAAAACUUAGGGUAGUCUUCGACGGAUCAGCACUGACAACAACUGGUUAUUCGUUAAACGAAGUAUUAGUGAUGGGUCCAACCAUACAGGAAAAACUAGCCGACACCCUAAUUCAUUUUCGCUCACAUUCGGUUGCCCUAACAGGGGACAUUU